Messenger RNA from Moneuplotes crassus, 2558 nucleotides. Lineage: Eukaryota; Ciliophora; Spirotrichea; Euplotida; Euplotidae. The record is from the annotation of a GenBank genome assembly.
AGGAAUCUCAACAAAAUAUGAGUAAAGAUCAAAAUUCACCCUCACAAUCUACACAGGAGUUUGCAAUGAGAAAACAUGCAGAUCGUCUGAAAAGUUUGACUGCUUUUAAUCCAUUCCAAAACGACUUGAAGUGCUAUAACCUUGCUCAGAGGACUGAUUUUGAACAACCAAAUCAUGAGCAAAAUCUGAAAAUGGCAAAGAGCCGCCAUUUUUCAGAUGCAAAGCCUGAUUUAGAGAUCCUAAAUAACUGUGAAGAGCAGAAGAGAGGCUCACUAUUUACUCCUAGUUUGACAAACUCGCUUAGCUUUGAUCCUAGGUCUGUAAAAGGUGACCAUCAACCUAACGUCUCCUCUAAAGGUGAUAACAAAAUUCCAUCUAACACUGACACACAACUAGUCCCAGUCUCUGUGACAGAGGUUGGAGCUUCUCUAGAUGCCCAAUACGAAUUGCUUAGGCAGAAGAAGGAGGAACUCCUUCUUCUGCAGAAAUAACGUAGAGAACUCACUUGAGAAUAUCCACUGCAAGAUCACUGGAGGUGAACCCAAAGUUGUUCCUGACAAAAAGGAGCCUGAAGUACCAAUAGAAGUGAAUACAAGAGAGCACAGAAGAAAUAACGCAUUUGUUGUCUGUAAACCAAAUGUAAGAAUGAUCAAGUCAAAGUAUGUCAAAGCAUCUAAAAAUAUGACGAGAAAUACCCCUAAGGUGGGAGAAGGGAAGAAAGGUCUCCACUUCACUAAGCAAAGUAUUGUGAGGGGUAGGAAAGGAAAGAGGAAAUCAGCCAGGAAACUCGAGAAUCAAACCGUUGACAAUAAGAGAGAUAAGAAUGAUCUUAAGAAAAAUAUAUCAUCUAUGAAGAAUAAUGUUAACAAAAGAGAAAAUACUGACCCAAAGAAGACUAUUAGGAUAAUGGAGAACUCUGAGUGUAAAUCUAGCCUGAAGAAGCAUAAUUACCCCAAGCAGGUGCCAACUACUAAUCAGGGAUAUCUCAAUCAGGAUAAGUCUAAGUCAAUUGAAAACAGGAAUAACUCAAGCAACAGUAGAAGUACUCCUUCAGUUAGGAGGGAUAGAGCCACCAGGAACAGGGAUGCUUCUGCUAAUAGUAGUUGCUCUAAGACAAAACGAUUAACCACUCCUAGACCAAAAACUGACAAUAAAAAUAUUAAAUCUGACCUUAAAAAAAAUAAUGAGGCUAAAACUCCAGUCAAAUCAACCUUGAAAGCUCAUAAAAAGGGAGGGAAAGAGAAGAAGAGUAGAGGAAAGUCUUCAUACAAGAAAUCUUAUUCUUCAAAACUUACUAACGUGAAGACCUGCAAGGCUCUGUCAGUUAAGAUUAUUAAGCAGCUAUCGACUCUGACCGAGCAUACGUAUGGAGUAGAGAAGAUACUCAGGAAUUUCUCCGAACUUAUCUCAGUGUUUGAUAACCCCCGCUAUAAGAUCUGAGAAGAUAUCUUUGAGAAAUGGAUCAAACUUACCUCAGAUCUGAGGACAAGUGCAAAGACUAAUCUCACUGAUGUCAGCGCUGAAGUUCCAAAGAGUUAUAGAAUGAAGCUUGAUGGAACUUUUGUUCAAAAACCUCAAAAAGAUAUUAAAACUAGGAAGAGAAGGGAUUCAGUUCAAAGUUCUAGCAAAGAAUGUCUCUUACAGACUAGCAAAGCCAAAAAUAAACCUUCUAAAUAAAGAGGCUAAUAUCUCAAACAAAGAAGGGGAGGUAGGAAUCUCAAGAUCUAUGUCUAAGCCAUUUUUGAAUCAAGAAAAGAGAGCUAAAUAUCACUGAAAUAUAUUGGUUGACAAGGAUGAAAAUAUCUUGAGUGACCAUCACUCUUCAAGCCUUGGAGAAACUCCUUGUGACCAACAGGAUAAACAGAUAGUGAACUAUCAACAAAGAGUAAAACCUAGGAACUUAGAAAGUAACUUUAAUGAUGAAAAGAACAUACUUCUCAGUCCUCCUAAUGACUCUUGUCUAUUGGAUGAUUCAGAGUAUAUGGAUGAGCCUAACCAGUUUCCUCCUGUUCUAACUCGGAAGGACCAUGAUGAUACAUUUAACUUCUCGAUUACUUAUAAGCAGAAUGUUUUGAACGCUUCUCAAUAUGAUGAAAGAGGCUACGGGUCUCAUAAAGAUAAGCCAAAUUCUGUCUUGUUCAACAUUAGAGAUAAGGAGAAUACUCAAAAGAGCAUCUUCGAGCAUGAUACAAGUAAUGAAUGAUCUGAGUCCCCUGUUAAAGGAAACUCAACAAAGUUAUCAAAAUGGGUAGAGAAUGUCAAACAAGAGAAAUACCAAUCUGAGAUAUACUCUAAGAAAUUUGAUUCUAAGCGAUUUGAAUCAAAAUCUACGAUCAAACAAAUAUCAAGAGAGAAGUAUCCGCAAGAUAAGAGAACUUCACAGCACCGUCUAAACCUCGAUCUCAACUACGACAGCAGCUUCAGACCUCCCCAAGACCCCUCCCACACACCUCUCCACGAGACCAGCCCCAGUUCCUCCCUAAAAUUCCAAAAGAGCCUCGAAGCCGAAGAAAGGAUGGACAAAAUCCUAUUCUCCCCACCCCGUUCCCACUUAUAAC